ACGCCAGAGAGCGGGAGACAAACAGUCGAAAUCCUUGAUUGGCCCUCGAAGGAAAUUCGUUCUGUCCCAAAGGUCGUUAGGCAAAGAAAGGUGCUAUGUAUGGUUGGUGCUUCAUCUUUUGUCUCCCCUUGUUCGGCCGAUGUUGACUGCAGGACAGCUGGCGAGCUCGCACAACCUGCAAUCACCGAACAAGAAGGCGACGCAGUCCAGUACACUGAAGCACCGGAUGGUCCUGACGACGUUUCACCCCGCCAUUGGCGUCGUCGACGAUCUACAGCCCGUCUAUCCUGCAAAAUUAGGAGGCAGAGGAGUAGUGCUGUUGAAGGGGAGGUCAAAGUCGAGCCUGGGCAGCCAAGGCGCAGCCAGUCACUCGCUCACUACAUUCUUCCCGCCUGA
Molecule: messenger RNA, 396 nt
Organism: Acaulospora colombiana
Lineage: Eukaryota; Fungi; Glomeromycota; Glomeromycetes; Diversisporales; Acaulosporaceae
Source: the annotation of a GenBank genome assembly